CUCUCUUUCCGUGCUUGCUAUUCCGUAGACAACCAUGGCUGUCUUCAAGAAGAACGUGCUGCGGAAUAGCAAUAGCACAAGAACGAACGCUGCGCAAUUGACGCUACGACAAUCCGUCUAUCCGCUUGCACUGGUCACAAUCUUGUUCUUUCUAUGGGGCUUCUCCUACGGACUCCUCGAUACCUUGAACAAGCACUUUCAAAACACCCUACACAUCACACGGGCCCGAUCGAGUGGCCUCCAAGCAGCUUACUUUGGAGCCUACCCUCUCGCCUCGCUCGGCCACGCCAACUGGCUACUCCGACACUACGGCUACAAAGUCGUCUUCAUCUGGGGCCUCUGCUUAUACGGCGUCGGCGCCCUGAUCGCCUGGCCAUGUCUCCUCCAUCGAUCCUUUGGAGGCUUCUGCGCUGCCAUCUUCAUCAUCGGGAAUGGACUCGGCUCCCUCGAAACGGCAGCCAAUCCGUACAUUACGGUUUGUGGUCCGCCGAGGUAUGCUGAGAUGCGUAUCAAUCUGAGCCAGGCGUUCAAUGGUAUCGGAACUGUCAUUGCGCCUGUGCUGGGGUCGUACGUCUUCUUCAAGAAUACAGGUGAUGACACUGGUUCGUUGAAGACAGUGCAAUGGGUGUAUCUCGCCAUCGCGGUCUUCGUAUUCCUGCUGGCGAUUGUCUUCUACUUCUCGCCAAUACCAGAAAUUACGGAUGCCGAUAUGGAAUUUCAAACACAAGAUGCGGGCGCAGAUACGGCGUCGGACAAGCCCUUUCGCCAGCAGUACCGUCUCUUUCACGCGGCGUUCGCUCAGUUCUGCUACACGGGCGCUCAAGUCGCCGUUGCUACCUACUUCAUCAACUACGUCGACGAGACGCGUGCCAACACAGGAUCAGACACCGCCGCCCGAUUCCUCGCCGGAGCCCAAGCAGCAUUUGCCAUUGGGCGUUUCGCCGGUGUGGGAAUUAUGAAAUUCGUUCGUCCGAGAUGGGUUUUCCUGGCCUACAUGUCAAUGUGCAUCGUCUUCAUCGCUCCGUCCAUCACCCAGCGUGGCAACACCGGCAUGGCAAUGCUCUACAUGACUCUGUUCUUCGAGUCCAUAAUCUUCCCCACCAUUGUCGCUCUCGGCAUGCGCGGUCUCGGCCGCCACUCCAAACGCGGCUCUGGUUUUAUUAUCGCUGGUGUCGCUGGGGGCGCCGUAGUGACGCCCCUAACUGGCAAAGCAGCCGACCUUAACGGCAAAGUGAACGGCACCGCGACGGCGAUGGCGGUCCCACUGGCCUUCUUCUUCGUUCCGCUGACGUAUGCGAUUUGUGUGAAUUUCGUGCCGGCGUAUCGGGUGGUUUGUGAUCGGAUGGGAAAUGCGGAGGUGGGGUUGGAGGGUGCU
This is a messenger RNA of Zymoseptoria tritici IPO323, 1375 nucleotides long. RefSeq lists its product as uncharacterized. NCBI's taxonomy places the organism in Eukaryota, Fungi, Ascomycota, Dothideomycetes, Mycosphaerellales, Mycosphaerellaceae. The record is from RefSeq and is a predicted model, not a curated record. The transcript has 7 exons. Gene Ontology annotation, biological process: transmembrane transport. Gene Ontology annotation, molecular function: transmembrane transporter activity. The annotation marks the transcript as partial.